Triticum urartu is the source of this 2015-nucleotide messenger RNA. Its product is annotated as putative ubiquitin-like-specific protease 1B. The record is from RefSeq and is a predicted model, not a curated record. Lineage: Eukaryota; Viridiplantae; Streptophyta; Magnoliopsida; Poales; Poaceae. Gene Ontology annotation, molecular function: deSUMOylase activity. Gene Ontology annotation, cellular component: nucleus. Gene Ontology annotation, biological process: protein desumoylation; proteolysis.
CCGGCUAAAGUUUUGUGAGUGAAUUUUUCUCGGGCUCAAACCCCUAGCCCCCGACGAACCCAACCUAGGGUUUCCGCUUCCAGCAUGCCCCGCUGCUGACCUACCACCUUCCAUGGCGCUGGCAUCCUUGUCCCUGCCAUGAACACGGACGCACUACUCCGCUUUAAUUGCCGCAAGCGCUGCCUACCGGCUGACGGUCGCCUCGACGACCACUGGCGCGGCCAGCAGCGCAAGCGCCGCGGCGUGCGCGUCCUCGUUCCCGACUGCUUCCUCGUGCCCCCGCCGGAAGCCAAAUCCGCUGAUUUCGACAUGUGGGACUACAUCUGCAGCAUCCCCGACAGGCUGGGAUGGGGCAACGGCCUGAGGCUGCUCAAGGGCUGGGUCCGUGCGUCGAAGGAUGUGCCGCAGGAUCCGUCGGAUCUCACGUGUCUCACCAAGAAUAGCGAUGUGAAGCCAGGGCGCGUGGUGGUCGCGGGGAAUUGGAAAGUAGAUGACCCCGUGAAGGUCGCCUUGAAGGCAGCGGCGCCGCCUCCUCCUCGGCGGGAAAAGGUGAAACCGUAUUGGAAGUAUCUCCACGAGGAGACGAGACAUAAUGACAAGAGCUUGGGCGAGAUCGACGCCCGGGUGGCUCUUCUGGAGAAGACGCUUGAGGAGCAGAGGAGGGUGGCUCUUCUGGAGAAGACGCUUGAAGAGCAGAGGAGGGUGGCUCUUCUGGAGAAGACGCUUGAGGAGCAGAGGACGCUGGCUGAGCCGCCUAAGGAGGAUCUGUCUCAAUUCUUUGUACCUAUAACUGCUGAAGAUGAAAUGGAAGUUCAGGAUUGUUUGUAUGGUAAUGGUUCAAGUAGCAAAGUCCUGGUGCUGCAUGAACCGUCUAACAUUGAGGUUAGCAGGGAAAAAAUUCGGUGUUUGAGACCACAUGGCUGGUUAAAUGAUGAGGUCAUUAAUUUGUACCUUGAAUUGUUAAAGGAGAGGGGAAUGAGAGAACCAAAAAGGUUCUUGAAAUGCCAUUUCUUCAAUACAUUUUUUUAUAAGAAGCUUGCUUGUGGAAAAACUGGAUAUGACUACAAAUCUGUAAAAAGAUGGACUACCUCCAGGAAGUUGGGUUAUGAGCUCAUUGAAUGUGAUAAAAUCUUUGUCCCCGUACAUCAAAAUGUGCAUUGGUGUUUGGCAAUUAUAAACAUGAAGGCGAAGACAGUACAAUAUCUUGAUUCUCUUGGCGGCGAUGAUCUUCGUGUAUACGAAAUGCUGGCUAGAUAUAUUGUGGAUGAAGUGAAGGACAAGAGUAAUAAAGAGAUUGACAUAAGUUCUUGGACCAAAGAAUCUAUUGAUCGUAUUCCUUUACAAGAGAAUGGGUGGGAUUGUGGUAUGUUUAUGCUCAAGUACAUUGAUUUCCACAGCAGAGGAGUCGGCUUAUCUUUUGGUCAGGAACACAUGGAAUACUUUCGGAGGAGAACAGCUAAGGAAAUCUUAAGACUAAGGGCUGACUAAGUCUUCUCUUUGGAAAAUAAAGACAAUUAAGUUCUGCAAAUAUUAAUUAUUGGGCCAUUCUCCAAAACUGUGCCUUCACUCUUGGAUGUUGAUGGCAAAGAUAGAAAAUGUCCAUUCCCCUGAGAAACUGAAGAAUUGUCGAUCGUGACCUAUAACUGCUGGCGUUGAAGGAUGCCGAUGCUAACAAAUUUCUGUAAAGCUCUUCUAUAUAUGGAUUUGAUUGGCAGGAGCAGGAAAAAGGAAAGAAAUCUUGAGUAGGGUUUUGAGAUUUUUUUUUGUAACUUAGAGAAGCCUAGUAUUAAACCAGUGGCGUCUUCUGUUAACUCGCUUUUGUUUCAGAGUUGGAAAAAUUCUUUUUCCUGUUUUGUUAGCUUUGAUGGCAAAAAAAUCUGAAGUUUUGGUCCGAUUUCUGUAUCUAUUCACCGCAGUGACAUUUGAUCGCUCAUGUAGAGUUUUGGUAAUUGUAGUGGCAGCUUAGUUUUCAGACAAAUAAUCCCAAAUAAGGCAUCGUGGCCAAAAUAUCAGUC